AUGUUCAACGAGAACUUCUCCUUUGGAAGGGCCGACUCGAUCGUCACCGAAUCGACUAGCACAGACAUCUCACCUUACACCUCAAGAUGUUCGUCACCAAGAAAUGAAUCAUUCUGUCCGCGGUCACAGCCAUAUCCACGUCGAGACUCUCGCUUCGACAGCUGGCGAGCACCGAGACACCCCUCCGUCACUGCGCUGACGGCCCAACUCGAGCACCAUGCCAUAACCGAUAACAUCGUUCCCAAUUCUCCUGAAUCAGUCGCUUCACCAAGCGACUCACUAUACGAUGAUGGCUAUUACGAUGGCCCAGAUACUCCCGCUACAGAGUGCUCGGACGAGUCCAGCGACUUCGACCCGGCUCUCUGGGACCUGAGUGCCUGCGAAUACAGCGCCACUUCGUCGCCUCGCCCCUCACUAUCACUUGAGGCACAAGCAUUCUCCUCGUACACAAUGCGCCGGCGCCAACGUCAGGCUUUGGUCAGAUUACAGUGCAUUGCCCAGCGCACACCAGAUCUCGCAAUGCUCCUUGAGGAAUGCCACCCAAGUUCUCUGCCGCAAUCCAGCGAAUUGGCCACAGGCCGGACGAACAGUAAUGCCGGUCUCGCAGGCUACAAGAUUGAGAAAACGAGAUCAGAGAUAAGGUCGAGACGAGGGACAAAGACCCGCAAAAGCACGAAGUGA
Cyphellophora attinorum is the source of this 681-nucleotide messenger RNA. RefSeq lists its product as uncharacterized. The transcript has a single exon. The record is from RefSeq and is a predicted model, not a curated record. The coding region runs from base 1 to 681 and encodes 226 amino acids. NCBI's taxonomy places the organism in Eukaryota, Fungi, Ascomycota, Eurotiomycetes, Chaetothyriales, Cyphellophoraceae.